GGGGCGCCUCGCUGGCUGCGACGAUGCUGGAGGAGGGCGAGGGCCUGGGGAUCGGCCGCGUCGACCGGUGGUCGCUGCACAAGUGGUGCUUGCUUCUGUCCGUGAGCACGCUGCUCGUGUACGGCCUGGCCGGGCUGGUCUGCGCCGUCCUGACUUGGUUCCGAACGUACGAGCAGGCGGGCGUCAUGGUCGUCGCGGACAACGACAUCCUGGUGCUCAUCACGCUCGCCUCGUCCAUCCUGCUCCUGUGCUUCCUCGUCGGCAUCAGCGGCGCGAUCCUCAACUCACGGCCCAUCCUCGCGGUGUACGCGGUCCUCCUCUGGCCUGCCUUCCUCUCCAUCGUCAUCAUCGGUUACACCGCCUACAAGCGGGACGCCUUCGCGCUCGACCGCAAGCUCAACCUCGCGUGGAGCCAGUGGUACACCCCGCUCGGGCGGCUCAUCCUCCAGGACUCGCUGCGCUGUUGUGGGUACUACGAUGCGCUCCACGAGGCGACGGCGAGCAGCCAGUGUUAUCCACGGACCCCGCUCCCGGGAUGCAAGGCCAAGCUCUACCGGUACGAGCGCGAGAACCUCGCGACGAUAUGGUCGGCGGCGUUCGCGCUCGUCCCGGUGCACAUCAUCAACAUCUUCGUUUCGCUGCUGUGUUCGAAUCAUAUUACGAGGACGUUUGGAAAGGGCAUCAUGCCGAAGCGGUAUUGGCUGAGCAACGCGGACCUUUGUGCAGAUGCUGAGCGACUGAAUGGCGCAUUUGCGGAGACAAGGCCUGUAGCCAGGCCCGGCCCCGCGAGACCGGUUUUGAGCACCGUGUUCCGGGAAGACAGAGAGGAGAAUGAGCCGCUGCUCGUGGAAGAGUGGGACUGCCUUACGACAACCCGAGAAGGAUCAGUAGGGCUUGGGUUGGACCGGGAGCUCAGGCAUCGGUAGCCCGCCGUCGUCUCGCACAGGACUUCGAGAG
Messenger RNA from Rhodofomes roseus, 957 nucleotides. RefSeq lists its product as uncharacterized. Gene Ontology annotation, cellular component: membrane. Lineage: Eukaryota; Fungi; Basidiomycota; Agaricomycetes; Polyporales; Fomitopsidaceae. The coding region runs from base 24 to 926 and encodes 300 amino acids. The transcript is spliced from 2 exons. The record is from RefSeq and is a predicted model, not a curated record.